Molecule: messenger RNA, 1180 nt
Organism: Verticillium dahliae VdLs.17
Lineage: Eukaryota; Fungi; Ascomycota; Sordariomycetes; Glomerellales; Plectosphaerellaceae
Product: phosphatidylserine decarboxylase proenzyme
Exons: 5
Coding region: 59-1066 (335 amino acids)
Biological process (GO): phospholipid biosynthetic process
Molecular function (GO): phosphatidylserine decarboxylase activity
Source: RefSeq, a predicted model, not a curated record
GGGAAACAUUUCUGGGAACAAACACCUGAAGCAUCUUUGAACUCGACCUCCCUUUGAAAUGUGGUUCCUUAGUACAAUUCAUGCCAUUGUCGAUUAUGUCAUGUCAUGGGCGCAUAUGGCCCAAAAUUGCGAGUUUGGGUAUCCGUCACUGAAUCGCAAGACGGGAAGGCUGGAACGGGAACAGCAGCUCCUUUUGAAAAAGAUUAAACUUAUUCUGCUCUUCAACCCCAUCACGGAAUGGAUCGAUACCACGCAUGCGAUGCGCCUGUACAUCCAUAACAAGUCCGUCGCUAGUGGCAGGGACGAAGGAACGCCGGCCUCGAAGAAACAGAUCAAAACUUUCGUUGAAGCUUUUAACAUUGAUAUGGGCGAUUUUGAACCAUCUAACAUAGGCGACUACGACACAUUCGAGGACUUCUUCACGCGAGCCCACAAACCUGGCUCCCGCCCGAUCCACGAGAAAGAGAACCCUUCCAAGGCAACAGUGGUAGCAGACUCCCGAGUUGUUGUGUAUGGGUCUUUGGCCAUGGCCAAGACGCUCUGGAUUAAGGGGCGAGAUUUCAAUAUUUCCAACCUGGCCAUGGAUACGCAGCUCGGCGAAUCCUUUACCGGCAGUGCGGUGGCAAGCUUCCGCCUCUCUCCGCAAGACUAUCACCGCUAUCACUCGCCCGUGGCGGGCACCAUCAAGCUCUUUCGAAGCGUGCCUGGGGACUACUAUCAAGUCGAUCCGAUUGCGCUUCACAGCGAUGUGGACAUAUUGACGCGGAACAGAAGGCAGUAUGUCCUAAUCGAAACGAAGGAAUUUGGAGACGUCCUCUUUGUCGCCAUCGGCGCGACAGAAGUCGGAACCGUUCAGAUCCAUGAUCAGUGGCAGAAGCACGGGGCAAAGAUCCAAAAAGGGGAUGAACUUGGCUUCUUCCAGUUUGGAGGCUCGUCUAUCAUCGUGGCAUUUCAGCACGGCAGGAUUGAGUUCGAUCAGGAUCUACUUGACCUAAGUAAGCAGCAAAUCCAGGUUUCCGUGGAGGUCGGAAUGAGCCUUGGCCGAGCCUUGCGGGCGGCCACUUGAUACCGAAAGGGGGGAAAUAAGCAGGAAACCACCAUUCCGUACCUUAAUGGAGGGAAAAAGUGAAAUAAUAAAGUCUUCAAGCUGACGGCUGGCGCCGCGGGCUUCCUGAAUACC